Messenger RNA from Gadus morhua (Atlantic cod), 2903 nucleotides. It is a transcript of the gene tyr, whose product is annotated as tyrosinase. Bases 297 to 1928 code for a protein of 543 amino acids. Gene Ontology annotation, molecular function: tyrosinase activity. The record is from RefSeq and is a predicted model, not a curated record. Lineage: Eukaryota; Metazoa; Chordata; Actinopteri; Gadiformes; Gadidae. The transcript has 5 exons. Gene Ontology annotation, biological process: melanin biosynthetic process; pigmentation.
CACUCUCCCAGAGGCCUGCCCCCACCGCUCAAGGAGGGCCAGACUCAGAGCAGGGGCCUCAGUGAGAAGCUGGCCGUGUGAGGGACAGCCUGUCGUUGGAACAGAAGUUUAAGGGGUAACAGCAAGGAACGGUAAACAGUGGAUCACACAUCAUUGUUGGUCACAAGGCAGGGGUCAAACCAAUCCUGUUUACGUCAGUCGAGAAACAUCCUUGAGAGAAGUGCCGGCCAGCUGUCGUCAGGUUGUUUAGAGACGUUUGGUUGCUUCUUCGGACGCUCUCGUUCCCCAGCGCGGUGAUGCGGGGCCCGUAUGUGUGUGCGCUGGUGCUGCUGGUGCUGCAGCUCCUGGGCUUCUGCGUGGCUCAGUUCCCCCGGCUGUGUGCCACCUCGGAGGCCCUGAGGACCAAGGAGUGCUGCCCGGCGUGGCAGGGCGACGGCUCGGCCUGCGGGGCCAUGUCCGGCCGGGGCUUCUGCGCGGAGGUGGAGGUGUCGGAGGAGCCGUGGGGGCCCCAGUACCCCCACAGAGGCAUCGACGACAGGGAGCGAUGGCCACUGGCCUUCUUCAACCGCACGUGCCGGUGCGCCGGGAACUACGACGGCUUUAACUGCGGCGAGUGCCGCUUCGGCUACCGGGGCCCCGGCUGCGGCGAGUUCCGGGAGUCGGUGCGGCCCAACAUCCUGAGUCUGUCGGUCGCCGAGCAACAGAGGUUCAUCUCUUACCUGAACCUGGCCAAGAACACGGUCAACCCCGACUACGUGAUCACCACGGGGACCAGGGCGGAGAUGGGCGUGGACGGGGAGAACCCCAUGUUCUCCGACAUCAACACCUACGACCUGUUUGUCUGGAUCCACUACUACGUGUCGCGGGACGCCUUCCUGGGCGGGCCGGGGAACGUGUGGCGGGACAUCGACUUCGCCCACGAGUCGGCCGCCUUCCUGCCCUGGCACCGAGUCUUCCUGCUGCUCUGGGAGCACGAGAUCCAGAAGAUCACGGGGGACUUCAACUUCACCAUCCCGUACUGGGACUGGAGGGACGCGCAGGCCUGCGACGUGUGCACCGACGCACUGAUGGGCGGCCGCAGCAGCCUCAACCCCAACCUGAUCAGCCCCGCCUCAGUGUUCUCCUCCUGGAAGGUCAUAUGCACCCAACCAGAGGAGUACAACACACAGGAGACGCUUUGCAAAGCCAACGGCGAGGGGCCUUUGCUGCGCAACCCUGGCAACCACGACCCAGGGCGCGUGACCCGCCUCCCCACCUCGGCGGACGUGGACGCGGUGGUCGGCCUGACCGAGUACGAGACCGACACCCUCGACCGCUUCGCCAACGGGAGCUUCAGGAACGCAUUGGAAGGUUUUGCCAACCCAGAGACCGGCAUGGCCAUCACCGGCCAGAGCACCAUGCACAACUCCUUACACAUGUUCAUGAACGGUUCCAUGUCUUCUGUCCAGGGCUCUGCCAACGACCCAAUCUUUCUCCUGCACCAUGCAUUCAUUGACAGUAUCUUUGAGCGCUGGCUGAGGACCCACACACCCCCCCGCACCCUCUACCCCCGAACCAACGCCCCCAUCGGACACAACGACGGCUACUACAUGGUGCCCUUCCUGUCUCUCUACCGGAACGGGGACUACUUCGUGACCAACAAGGUUCUGGGAUAUGAAUACGCCUAUCUGAUGGACCCUGGCCAGAGGUUUGUCCAGGAGUUCCUGACCCCCUACCUUCAGCAGGCCCAGAACAUCUGGCAGUGGCUUUUGGGUGCUGGGAUCCUGGGUGCACUGAUCGCCACCCUGGUCGCCGCAGUUGUCGUCGUGGCGAUCAGGAGGAGGAAACGGAGUAACAGGAGGAAGCUGCAGUCCAUCUACGGCGAGAGGCAGCCGCUCCUGAACAGCAGCUCGGAGGAGGGGUCCGCGUCGUACCAGACCACCAUGUAGCGUGGCCGUUUGGACACACACACACACACACACACACACACACACACACACACACACACACACACACACACACACACACACACACACACACACACACACACACACACACACACACACACACACGCUCACACACACACACACACACGCUCGCACACACACACAAACGUAUGCAAGCAGUACAUACUUGUGUCAAUGUGCACACCCCAUAGAGAGAACACCUCAUUGGCCAUUAGUGUGAAAUGAUUCAGUGCACUUAUGCACGCCAUUAAAGGGUUAAUUUCCCAAUGGCGCAAGCAGAUAAAAAUAGACCAAAUUCGAAUCCAUCUUUUCCCUAAAAGGCUAUUACUACUGCAAUUGGCAACCUUAGUUAGUUCCUACUGAGAGUGACAGAUCAUGAGAAGAUUGGGUUUCUUAAAUAUGCAAUUUACUGGCUCCACCAAGGAGAUUGAACACAUCCUAAAAGCACAUCCAAAGUGAGGAUUUUAUAGUUCCACCAUUUUACCAAAAGGUGACCUUUCCUCACUGACUUUUUUUUUGACUCUCUUUAGUUUCAGUAAUUUAUUAUUUUUGUUUUCCUUUUAUUUUGACUCGGUUCCAAGAGGAUCCCUCCGAUAUCUCCUGUAAGUCUCCUGAGAUGCAGUGACCCUGAUUGAACUGAAUAAUGAUUUAAAUGAAAGAGCUCAAGUACAAAUCACAAAGGAUGUGCUAUAUUUUCACUGGUGGCUAGCCGUAAACUCUAGUACCUACCUGACUCUGACCACCAGGAGGCUCUCUGACUAAUGUUAUUAUCCAACUGCCUAAGUCCAUGAACCACCGCUGCUAUUCAAUUUGAAUUGUAAGAAGAAAAUGAACUAUGAACGACCGUAUCUCGUCCGUGAGCGAGAUGCUCACUCUCGUACCAUCAGUAAAGUAAGACUGCAUUGCAUCUCAACGAUCCUACUUCUUUGGACGAGCAAUAAAGUUGAUCCGAGUCUA